AGGUAAAACCGCGGAGUACAACUCGUGCCUAAUAUUACAUUUGGUAUCUCGUCGGUUUAGAAAGAAAACACUACAACGCGUUCAAGAGUGUCUAAUUUUUACGCCAAGUGUAGUUGGGUGGUUUACUUUUUAUUUUAUCUUUUCCCUUACGAGCUGUGAAAUUAUUCGCAAGAGGACCAUCCGAUUCCUUACAAGAGAACUGCACCUUUUCUGGUGCGAUUGCAGCCUGCGUCCAGGUCAUCUCACUGUUGCACACGCAGGCUUAAAGGAUGGCCAAUUUACGUCCUUUCCGGCUACGUUGCGUGCCAAAAAUCGUCCGAGAAAAAUGCUCGAGGGCAGUCUCUCCCAACGUAACAGGAUCUUUAGAGAAACCUGUCGAUGAUCACGCUGUGGAUUUUGACUGGAUCCGGGCCAAGCCCUACACACAAGUUCCUGGGCCAAGGCCUGUGCCAUUUCUUGGGAAUACAUGGAGAUUUCUACCUUAUAUUGGUAAUUUUCAAAUCGAACAUGUCGACAAGGUCUCUAAACGUCUUCAUAAGAAGUACGGCGAGGUAGUUAAAAUCGGUGGUCUUCUGGGCCGGCCGGAUAUGAUUUUUUUGUACGACGCAAACGAAAUAGAGCGCGUCUUUCGCCAGGAAGAAAAAAUGCCCCAUCGGCCAUCCAUGCCUUCUUUGAAUUAUUACAAACAUGUUCUGAGAAAGGAUUUCUUUGGGGAGGACGCGGGGGUCAUCGCAGUGCAUGGAGAGAGCUGGUAUAAUUUUCGCAGCAAAGUACAGCAGGUGAUGCUACAACCGAGAACUGCGAAAUUGUACGUUGGUGCAGUACAGGAAGCUAGCGAAGCUUUUGUCCAAAGGAUAAAAAAAGUACGCGACGAUGACGAUGAAACACCAGAUCAUUUUCUCAAUGAAAUUCACAAGUGGUCUCUGGAAUCAAUAGCUCGGGUGGCUUUGGACGUCAGAUUGGGUUGUUUGGACGACGACGCGCCCGUAGAAACUCAGCAACUUAUCGAUGCUGUGAAUGUAUUUUUCAAAAACGUCGGUGUCCUCGAGUUAAAAGUCCCAUUUUGGAAACUCUUCAGCACGCCCACCUGGCAAAAAUACGUUAAUGCUCUGGACACGAUAGUCGAAAUCACGUCCAAGCACAUCGAAUUGGCGCUCGCUAAAGCAAAGAUGAAAAACAUUGAUGGCGGUGAACACAACGAACCUUCACUUUUGGAAAGAUUACUCGCGAUGGAGACCGGGCCAAAAAUCGCAACUAUAACAGCCCUGGAUUUAUUCCUCGUCGGCAUAGACACAACGUCGAAUGCGGUAGCCUCGGUACUUUAUCAGCUUGCUCUACAUCCCGAGAAGCAAAAGCGUCUUUACGAAGAAGUAUCAAGGGUGUUACCUCAGCCUGGACUCCCAAUAGCGGCGGGGCAUCUUGAAGAAAUGAAGUACCUGAAAGCCUGCAUAAAAGAAACCCUGAGAAUGUAUCCUGUUGUAAUCGGUAACGGACGUUGUAUGACGAAAGACACGGUCAUCGGGGGCUACCAAAUACCUGAAGGUGUCCAAAUAGUAUUUCAACAUUACGUGAUCAGUAACCAGGAUCGCUACUUCCCAGACAGUGAUGAAUUUAUGCCAGAACGAUGGAUGGCCGGAAGUGAUAUAACUCACGGAGUAAAACACGCUUUUGCAUCAUUACCCUUUGGUUACGGACGCCGCAUGUGUCUUGGCAGGCGAUUUGCCGAAUUGGAGAUGAUUACUGUGAUCGCCAAGAUCGUGCAGGCGUUCAAACUAGAAUACCAUCAUGAAAAAUUAGACUAUCACAUAGAUCCAAUGUAUACACCCAACGGACCUCUAAAGAUUAAAAUGAUCGAUAGAUAAUUAUAAUUUAUUGAUGAAUCUAUUUUGAUCGAUAACUUGUCAAAAUUGUGUCUCAGGUCACCAGGGGAAAAAUCUUAUGCUGUAAUUUUCAAAUAAAUUAAUGUCAACGCAUCAGUUUGAGAAAAAAAAUAAGAAAAAUUAACCAAGUAGACGGUGAAAAAUGUAUUGCGAUUAAAUGUUAUCAAUAGCAACAACGAUAAUUUAAAGUUGGACGUUACACGUACCAUUGCUGCGAUCAGAGCAGAUUUCUUCAUUUUUUAUAUACAAAUUAUAUAAAUACAAAAUUAUACAAAUAAAA
This is a messenger RNA of Athalia rosae (coleseed sawfly), 2160 nucleotides long. RefSeq names its product probable cytochrome P450 301a1, mitochondrial. Bases 270 to 1862 code for a protein of 530 amino acids. Gene Ontology annotation, biological process: cellular response to peptide hormone stimulus; glucocorticoid biosynthetic process; cholesterol metabolic process. Gene Ontology annotation, cellular component: mitochondrial inner membrane. The record is from RefSeq and is a predicted model, not a curated record. Gene Ontology annotation, molecular function: oxidoreductase activity, acting on paired donors, with incorporation or reduction of molecular oxygen; iron ion binding; heme binding. The transcript has 11 exons. NCBI's taxonomy places the organism in Eukaryota, Metazoa, Arthropoda, Insecta, Hymenoptera, Athaliidae.